Spodoptera littoralis (African cotton leafworm) is the source of this 210-nucleotide messenger RNA. The record is from the annotation of a GenBank genome assembly. Lineage: Eukaryota; Metazoa; Arthropoda; Insecta; Lepidoptera; Noctuidae.
AUGUAUUCUGGCGAACCACCGAGACCUGGUUCCCAACAACCAAUACCUACAGGUCCUCGGCCACAACCCCCUACACCAUGGGGUCCUCCUACCGCGCAAGAUGGCAGAGCUUCGCACAGAUCAACUCCGUCUACUCAUCAAGAGCAUCCUGGUGAUGUAGACGCAGAGAAUACACACCACAUUCUGAAUUCGGAAAUAUAUUCAGCUUAA